AGGGCUCAUCGCGAUUCGCGACUUACAAAAAAACUGAUUUUAUUCGGGUCUUGUUCCAAAUAAUAAAACAGGAUAUAAAUUAUCUACUAAAGUGUAAUUAAUAUGUGAAUCAUUGUAUAAAAAUCCACCAUUUUAUAUUGGGCGGGCAAAAAUAUAAAUAACUAACCAUGUUCCGUAACAAUUUGAAAUUUUGCAUCCCCAAGAAUGUUGACAUUUCUCGUGGUAAACACACCAGUAAACUAGAUGCGAUCAGAGAAAAGCUCCGGGAAGGACCGGGUUUUGCUGAUUUUGUGUCUGAAGACAGGCCAAAAGAUUGGAAUGACUACGAAGGAAAGUUGAAAAGAGAAAAAGGUGAACGGGAUCGGCUGAGAUUGCCUCCGUGGUUGAAAACGACUAUACCUACAGGGUCGAAAUUUAGCGAGAUUAAGAAACAGUUGCGCACUUUGAAAUUGAGCACCGUUUGUGAAGAGGCGAGAUGCCCUAACAUCGGGGAGUGCUGGAGCGGAGGAAAGCAUGGCACCUCCACUGCUACUAUUAUGUUGAUGGGCGACACAUGCACCAGGGGGUGCAUGUUCUGCUCCGUGAAGACAUCUAGGACUCCGCCCCCGCUCGACCCGGACGAGCCUAAGAACACGGCGUAUGCCAUCAACCAGUGGGGACUGGGGUACAUCGUGCUGACUUCUGUCGAUAGAGAUGAUUUACCAGACGGUGGAUCGUCGCAUAUUGCUGAAACUGUAAAGGAAAUCAAAAGACAAAACAAAGAUAUAUUAGUGGAGUGCCUCGUGCCCGAUUUCCGCGGUAGCCGCGCCAAUGUCGAGCGCGUGGCUCUGUCCGGGCUGGACGUGUUCGCGCACAACGUGGAGACGGUGGAGAGGCUGACGCCCUUCGUCAGGGACCCGAGGGCCGGUUACCGACAAACCCUGAAAGUGCUUGAAACCGCAAAGGAAAUUAACCCCGAUCUGAUAACGAAGACAUCUAUCAUGUUGGGUUUGGGCGAAACUGAUGAGCAAAUCGAACAGACAAUGAAAGAUCUUCGCAACGUAGGCGUCGACUGUCUCACCCUGGGCCAGUACAUGCAGCCAACGAAGAAGCAUCUCAAAGUUUACGAAUACGUCACCCCGGCUAAGUUCAAACAAUGGGAGGAGAAAGGGAACGAACUAGGAUUCCUCUACACAGCCAGUGGACCACUAGUGAGGUCGUCUUAUAGGGCCGGAGAGUUCUUCAUUACAAGUCUCUUGAAGGAUAGGAAGGCUAAAAGUUUGUGACUGGUAGAUGGCGCUGUAUAAUAGUUGAGUUGUUUUAUCGACUGUCCUUACCCGCGGCGUUCCCAGUAUGUGUGUUACUUAAAACCUUGAAUGUUUAAAGCUUGUGAGCAUUAGUUAUAUUUAAUUGUGUUAAUAACUGUCUGUUUAUCGAUUGCGUAUCUUUUGGUUAAAAACAUGUAGCCAAUAUGAAAAUUAAUAGUUU
This is a messenger RNA of Amyelois transitella, 1467 nucleotides long. It is a transcript of the gene Las, whose product is annotated as lipoyl synthase, mitochondrial. NCBI's taxonomy places the organism in Eukaryota, Metazoa, Arthropoda, Insecta, Lepidoptera, Pyralidae. Gene Ontology annotation, cellular component: mitochondrion. Gene Ontology annotation, biological process: lipoate biosynthetic process. The record is from RefSeq and is a predicted model, not a curated record. The transcript has 8 exons. The coding region runs from base 168 to 1265 and encodes 365 amino acids. Gene Ontology annotation, molecular function: lipoate synthase activity; 4 iron, 4 sulfur cluster binding.